Messenger RNA from Colletotrichum orchidophilum, 621 nucleotides. RefSeq lists its product as uncharacterized. The transcript has a single exon. Lineage: Eukaryota; Fungi; Ascomycota; Sordariomycetes; Glomerellales; Glomerellaceae. Bases 1 to 621 code for a protein of 206 amino acids. The record is from RefSeq and is a predicted model, not a curated record.
AUGGCCCCCGCCUGGCUCGAAAAGUUCAUCGUCCGCGUGGACGCAACCCCGGACAAACGCCGCAGCGAAGAGACGCCUGGUCUGGAGAUACACUACGCCGCGCUUGAAAACCACCGCCGCGUCCUCGGCGUCAAGAGCGACAAGGCACCACGCUACGAAGUAAAACGGCAAGCCGUCCUCGGGGCCUGGGGAGAUAAGUGCCAUGUUGCAUCACCAGCGGAUGGAGGCCAGGAAAUAGCCAUCAUCGAUUUCCAUGCGGUACCUCCUCACACCGAGAUUCAAAUUUUACGAAAUGGACGCAAGAUCAACAUCAAAACGAAUGAGGGACACUACGAGACCAGCGAAUUUGGUCGCUUGCACUGGAAGGCGACGGGUAUGGAGGCCUAUGGCCGGGCGUCGUGGGAGCUGAGGGAUGCUUCGGAACUGGUCUUGUCGGUCACGAUUGACGAUCACCAAGUGAAUGGAAUCAUCAGUGUCUGGAAGAAAGAUCUCGACCCGGAGACUGUCGAGGAGCUUGUGAUAGUCGGUCUUUCCAAGAUUGAGGAGUACAGAAGAAUGAUGCGGAAUGCUAAGAAAGCCACUGUAGGCGUCGCUGCCAAUGCGACGUGGUUGGCGCUGUAG